AUGUAUGCAUACAGACCGCUCACAAACAGUUACUACAGCGAAGCCGUAGUGGCUCUAAUUUUAUAUGAUAUUACGAAUCGCACAUCGUUCAAGAACGUGGAAGGAUGGCUCAAAGAACUCCGUGACCAUACCGAUCCCGAUACCGUGAUUGGCCUCAUAGGAACCAAGUCUGAUCUUUGUCAUCUCCGAGCUGUCACCAAGGAAGAAAUCACAUCUUUCGCGUUGAAAGAGCGUGUCCUAUGCAUAGAGACCUCGGCUCUUGAUGACAUCAACGUCAACACAGCUUUUCACUGUCCCAUCACCCAAGCUCUGAGAAUAAAAGGUCAAUACGGUGAACUAAGGACUAACUUUUGCAUGAAAAUUAACCGAAUGAACCGAUAG
Molecule: messenger RNA, 381 nt
Organism: Arabis nemorensis
Lineage: Eukaryota; Viridiplantae; Streptophyta; Magnoliopsida; Brassicales; Brassicaceae
Source: the annotation of a GenBank genome assembly